CAUUGUCUGCAUGUAAAUAAGUUGAUCAAGGGUUACACACGACCAGUAAAAUGGAGUAGUUCACGGUAAAGUCUUCGAAGUAACAAUGGUCUCACAUUGAAUCAUGUCUGAAAAGAAAGAGAAAAGGUCGAAGCGGGAGGGGACUCUCAGUAAUGUGUGCAUCCUUAUUGAUGAUAGCUCUACCGAAGUUGAGACCAAGCCGCUCAAGGAAAUAGUCUCUGGCAUCCAACCAAACAGCUAUGAAGAUGAGCUGGUUCAGAAAAAAGCCGAAAUCCAAAGGGACAAACACAGUGACAUGCUCUUGUUCCCAGAAGAUGACGUCAUCGUUUAUGAAAUUCCACGAGAGUUACGAACAGAGUAUUCCACCGUUUCAUCGCAAGCCAGAAAUGAAUCGAACAGUCUCUUUGUUAAAGAGUGUAUCAAAGCCUAUACACAGGAUUGGUUUGUUAUUGAAAGUCAAUACGAACAGUACUCUGGGAGCUAUCACCAGCUGCCAUGCAAACAAGAUGUCAUGAAGAUCUUAAACAGCCAGAUAUUUGAGAUCGACAUCGAAGAAUCAGAAGUUGAUGGGGCUCAGGACUCAAACCUAGUUUCUCAAAGGGAGAAAGGAAUUUUCAAAGAAGGAUACCUGACAAAGGCGCCUUUCCACACCGAGGGCAAUUCCAUGUAUGGAUCCAAAACCUACAAAAGACGUUGGUUUACCCUCAAGCAAGUUUCCAGUGAUGGCUCAUAUCUCCUUGAAUACAAAAAGGACGAAGCAAGCACUAUGGCUAAAGGAACGCUCUACUUGGAUUCAUGCAGCCACAUAACCAAAGGCCUCAAAGGCAGAAUGCAUGGAUUUGAGCUACACAUUCAGGACAAGGUCUACGGGUUGGCGGCAGACAGCAGUGCGGAGAUGAACUCGUGGGUGGCAGCCCUGUGUAAAGCCACAGGUAUAGACAUCGGCCAAGAGAAGGCGCUCAGGUCGUUUUUCGGCGGUAGAAAGGUGCAAGCGAAGCAUUCUAAUUUCAAAGAGAGCCUACGACAAAGUAAUCAUCCGUUGCUACUCGAAUACGCUCAUGAAUCGGAUAACUCAAAUGCGAAACGAAGAAAAGAGAUUCGAAAUAAAUUGUUCCCGAUUUACUCUGAUUUGGGCGGGAAGUUUGACGUUAACGACAACAUUGAAGAAGCAGCGCAUCCUUUCAAAGAUUGCACUACCACACGCUUCAUCGUAAAUUGCCAAAGCCUACAAUUUCGACUGGCAAUUUUACAUGAAGACGGGCGCAGCAUCGAGUGUGAACCGUUCUUUACAACAUGGUGUUUGUUCGAUGUUAGGGAAGGGAGAAAACUUUCCGAGGAUUUUUGCUGUGAUUUGAAUGAUCCAUUUCUGAAAGAGAUGUUGACUCCGAUAGGAGGCUCACCAAAUGAACUGCUGAAGGAAGAUUCCAAAGUCAUGUUCCCUAAACAGGCCAUAUACUCCGUGACGUCACCGCACUCAGAAGUUUACCUUAUCGUGAGGAUAACAAAGAUUUUGCAAGGAGGAAUUAGCCAGUGUGUAGAACCCUAUAUGAAAACGACUGACAACAACAAAGCUGCAUUGAAGAUACAGCGACAUGCAGCUGCUAGUUGUAAGAGACUUGGCAAGUAUAUGAUGCCGUUUGGAUGGGCGAUGAGGCCUCUGUUCAAAAACAGGGAGGGAGAUAUCGAUACCGCUGCUGAAUUCUCUGCAAUAUAUAAGCAGGAGACGACAAAACUCGCCGAUGAGGACUUUAUGAAGCUUAUAACAGACGUCAAAGCGGACAAGACGAAACAGCAAAUUAUCCCAGGCCAAAUUAAGUGUGCUGUUAGUCAACAGAAUGUCAACCAACCAAACUGCUUCACACCAUCACACGUUCCUUUGAAACCGUUCUCUCGAUCCAACGACAUUCCUAGCAGUUUGGAGGUGCAGGAAAUCAUCUCAGACAGACCUGAUGUUGCCAGCCCGUUCACGACAUACCUCAAUCAUUUUUACGUGUAUCCAGUCUCAUUGAAUUACAGCAACCAAAAGACCUUCUCAAAGGCUCGAAACCUGGCCAUAAAAAUAGAAUUUAAAGAAUCCGAUGAACUGAUCGCAAAGCCCUUGAAAAGCAUUUACAACAAGGAUGGUUCCUGCACAAUGACAACGUCUUUAAUAACUCCGAUUCUUUAUCACAACACGACACCUACGUUCUAUGAAGAGGCAAAAAUUCUCCUUCCAACACACAUACACAACAAGCAUCACAUUUUGUUUACAAUUUACCACGUGAGUGUCGAACAACCAAAACAUGAUUCACACAUGAAGAAAAAGCAAGAUGUUGAAACCCCAGCUGGUUAUGCAUGGAUGAAAGUCCUUGAGAACGGCAUCGUUCGAGGUGAUCGGACAGAAUUGGCCGUUGCUUCGUUCUUACCCGAGAACUAUUUGUCAGUCGAAAAGAAUGGAGGUACAGAAAUCAAAUGGGUAGAUGGCAAAGGUUCGCAAGUGUUCAAAAUCAACACAAGGCUGGUUUCGACCGUGUACACACAGGAUCAACACAUCAACAAUUUCUUUGCUCACUGGCAGCUGUCUCACGAUCGCCCUGGAUCAGAAACGGAAACUUCAAGGCUAUUGAAGUUAAUGCAUGCAAUAGAUGUCACUACUGUUGUUCGAUUUUUACCGGUCAUUCUCAAUCAGCUCUUUGACGUAUUGCUUAGUGUCAGGAAUGACGAUGUCUCAGUCAAUGUUAUCCGGACCCUGAUAAGGUUGAUUUCUCAAAUCCACGAGGUUGACAAAGAAUCUUUGCUUAAAUCAUAUGUAAAGUAUUCAUUUAGAUCCAGGGACGACCGGCAGAAAACCAUUCACGAAGAAAUGGCGAAGCAUUUGAGGUUCUAUUUGAAGCCUGGGAGUGAUCCUGCUAUUAUCGACUGUAUUUUGCAGCGUGGAUGGUUCUUUUUCGAUGUUAUUGUUAAGAGUAUGGCUCAGGCCCACCUCAUGAAUGGUGAGCAAAACGGCAACAGACGAAAACAGAUCUUUGACGUCAGAGAGGGAAGGUACUCUGCUGAGUAUCAUACGAGUUUGGAGAACCUUCUUCAACUUUUUGUUGUCCAACUCGUCAAAAAAAGACAAGACAAAUUUCAAGUCUCAAAGGACGCAAAUUCGAGUUUGGCUAGGUUUAUCAAAAAAUGCUUCACUCACAUGGACAGAGGGUUCGUUUUUAACAUGGUGAAUUAUGUAAAAGAACAGUUCAAGUCUCCUGAUCCUCAGAUGUUUGAGCUAAAAUUCGAUUUCCUGCGAGCAAUUUCAGAGCAUGAGCACUAUGUGGCAUUGAACAUGCCACUUGACAUUAGAGCUCUUGGUGGAGUACACGAAAGCACAAUUAAUGACACCUACUGCAAGAAGCACUUUGUUGUCGGCUUAAUAUUGAAAGAGAUUGCAUCAGCCCUGAAUGAAGGAAAAACAGUGCGAGGAUAUGCAAUCAGGCUGAUCAGAAACUUGUUAGCCAAACAUGAGCUAGACGACAGAUAUCAAGUUGGGGAAAAACAAGCAAGAAUCGCUGCACUUUACAUCCCUUUCUUGACGACUAUCCUUGAGCAUGCAUUUCGGUUCCAUAAAAAUCUUGAUCGUCCAUUUAUUGACGAUGGCCUCCUAUCCACACGUCAACACGUUGUCAGCCCCAGUGGAGGCAGAGCUUCACCUGCUCCAUCUAGAAACUCAAUGAUGGGCACGCCCGUCAAUCAAGCUGGAAACUCUUAUGAUUCAGGGGGUAAAAACCACAACUUUUUGCCUUUUGAUGAGGAUGAGAAAAGAGAGCUCCUUCUGUGCAUGAUAUUUUUGCUGAAGAAGUUGAGUCCAGGCAUGGUUGUUGAUUGGUGGCGGGAUAUUCUAACCACAGUUGUGAAAAGAGCCCACUGGACACCUACUGCACUGUAUUAUGUACAUGAUAAAAGCUUCGCCAAAUUUUUAGCAGUCAUUGACUUUUUCGAUGUCAUAGAAUGCUGCCUACAAUCAUUUUCAUAUCAAGGGCGAAAGGCAAUAUCAGAUACAAGCACUUCCCCGGAAAGUACCAAGCACUUUCUUGAAAGUAAAUACCGAACGGUUACAAGUAUCCACCAAGUGAUUUCUCCAGGCCACACAAAAUCUGCCAGCGAAGGAAGAAUUGAAUUGAAUGGCUUGAAAUCUCUAGCUAGAGAAUACUCGGAGAAUGACCACGAGAGGAGGAUUAUGCUCGAUGCAAACUUUGCCAACGAAGUUGCUUUGGUCGUUCUUGACACAGUUGAGCUGUUUUGUGCAAAUUUCAAGUUUCAUCUUGAACAAGAUGCUGGUGAUAACAUUCUUAUGAAAAAGAUUUUCAAUGUACUCAUGGGUUUCCUGAGAACAAACCAAUCAGAGUACGUCCUCAAACACGUGUUCGCGUCAUUGCGAAGUUUUAUUCACAAGUUCCCCAGCGCAUUGUUUAAAGGAAGUGCCAACCUGUGUGGAGUCCUUUGCUACGAAAUUCUCAAGAUGUGCAACUCAAAGAUCGAGACAGUUCGCACCCAGGCCUGCUGCUUCAUGUAUUUGUUGAUGAGGUAUAAUUAUGAAUUCAGUGGCACUGGCUGUGUUCGAGUGCAUUUGCAGGUGAUUGUCGCUGUAUCCAAGCUCAUCGCAUCUGGGAUGAACCGCUCGGCAAUGAAUAGCUCACUCAAUAUCGUCAAGAAUUACGCCGUUGAUGACAAAGGCAUGAAGAGCACAGAAUUUCCUGCUGAAGUCAGAGAUUUGAUAAAGAAAGUGCACACAGUUCUUCAAGCUACAGAAAAAAUGAAGGAACAUGAAGAUGAUAUGGAAGUGCUUGUUGACUUGGAAUACAGUUUGGCAAAAUCGUAUUCAAGCACUCCUGAGCUGCGACAAACAUGGCUUCAAAGCAUGGCAGAAUUACACGAGAAGAAUGGAGAUUAUUCAGAGGCUGCAAUGUGCUUUGUACACGCUGCUGCCUUAGUUGCAGAGUACCUGAAAAGAAAAGGCUCAUACGUGGAUGGGUGCUCUGCCUUCAGGGCAAUCUCCCCUAACCUCGUUCCUGAUGAAUGUGCGAUGAAAAACGACGAUGAAGGCAAUUCUGAUGAAGUCAGGUACAGCAAGGAAAAUUUGAUCAGCUUAUUGGAGAAUGGAAUCGAGCGUUUGAAAAGGGCCGAGCGCUAUGAAGUGAUGGGCAUUGUUUAUAAAAUCGCCAUCCCACUUUACGAGGAGGAGAGAGAUUUUACGCGCCUUGCUUUGGCUUACGACUCUCUAAAGUGUGCUUACGAGAAAAUCGUCGAAGUAAUGGCAUCUGGAAAGCGACUAUUAGGAAGAUUUUAUCGCGUGGCCUUUUUUGGAAGGGCAUUCAAGGAUGAUGACGGCAAAGAAUACAUUUACAAAGAGCCAAAACUUACUUCACUUCCGGAAAUAAGCGAGCGUUUGGAAACUAAAUAUCAAAAUAAAUACGGAAAUGUUAAAAUAUUACAAGACUCUUCGAAGGUGAAAGCAGAGGAGCUCAAUCCAGCAGUCAACUACAUUCAACUAACAUUUGUCAGACCGUAUUUUGACGAGGAUGAGCUUCAAAGGCGACCAACUGAUUUUGAGCGGGAAAACAAUAUUCGGCGGUUUGUUUUCGAAACCCCAUUCACGUUAUCAGGAAAAGCCCAUGGCGCGCUGUCUGAGCAACAUAAGCGCAAGACAAUUCUGACAACAUCUCACUGUUUUCCUUAUGUCAAGAAACGAAUUUUAGUUGUUCAGCAAGAAAUGUACGAGUUGUCUCCUUUAGAGGUAGCUAUUGAGGAAAUGCAGACUCGUUUGAAGGAGCUUGAUCACGUGAUCAACUUGAACCCACCCGACAUGAAGAAGCUACAGCUUAAGCUUCAAGGAAGUGUCAGCGUGCAGGUCAACGCUGGUCCUCUGGCCUACGCUACAACAUUUUUGUCAAGCUCAGUCGUGAAAGAGUACCCCGCGAAACAUAUUGAGACGCUCAAAUCAGUUUAUCGAGACUUUGUUACAUUUUGUGGACGAGCGCUGGAACUGAAUGCAGCACUAAUUAAACCGGAUCAAACAAUGUACCAAGACGACCUUAGAAGCAAAUACGAGAUGCUACAGGAGAAACUGGCCCUGUUUGUUGGCAUGACUGGCUCUAUGGAUUCGCUGAUGUCCGGUUUCAGACAAAGCUAUGCGGAUUCAGACGUAUAAGUAACCAGCAUUGUCAAGAGAAAGUGCCGGGGCAUUUCCAGUACCAUUAAACAACGGUGUCAAUGCAGAAAUAAAUCUAAUCAAUAAUUUAUUAGAUUGAUGUGAAUUUCCUUCGAUUUUAACAGCUAAAUUUUGUGUUUUAAGUAAACCAUAGAUUUCCACCAAAGUUGAACAGGCGAUGGCAAAGCUAAGCCCUUAAGUUUCCUAAAAUCGUGGAUGCUUGUUUCAUCAUGGCCAAAAGAAUGAAAGAAUACACCAAUUCGACUUACGACCUCAUUUUGAAAAAUUCUUUAAAAUUGUUUGUAAAAAAUGUCUGACCUUAGAUUCGGAUUUAGAGCAAUGAUUUUAGUGUACUUGGAAGUUUUCAUUUUAUGACGACAAGAAGAUAAAAAAUUUAUAAGAGAUUUGACCGUGAUUGGCGACUAGUGGGGGGUGGGGGUAAAGAAGUUUCACCAGGAAAGAUUUUUGCGGUCAAAUCCCUUACAAGUUUUCAAGCUUCAUUUCUCCUUAAAAUCUAAUAUACAAGCACAAACAAUAUAAAAAACUGUAUCCGGCCUAAAAUUAUGGUGAUGAAACCUAAUCUGAGCUUAAAAAAUUUAUGUAUUUAGAUUUGGAGAAAUUUCCAAAACGAUUCCGUAAGUUGAGUUGGUGUAUGCAGUUUGUUUUUAGCUACAUUGCUUUUCUCAAUGAUCAUUUAUUGGUAUUCUUGAGCUGUAAGAACAGAUGCAUCUAUUUCGCAUUUUCAGUAUCUCACUGACUAAUCUCUUAGAACAAGAGAGGGCUAAUAUUUUAGAAUCAAGUCCUUGUUUCCAGUGUACUUUGACCUUCCAGAUCGGGAUAAUGGGUCGAGGGUUAUUAAAAGUAAACGAUAUAAAUGAACUUUUUUACAUUCUUUAAGGUGAUUUUACUGUCAGGUCUUUAGCAGAUCGCUCAUGAAAAACUAGAGAGCCAUCACCCCCCUGUCAGGGACAAUCGUUACUUGCUUCUUCAAGCCCUUGCCAUUUGAGAUUAUAUUUUAGGAUAAUUAAUUAUUAAUAUGGGAAAACGUUUACUUUUUAAAAGGAGUAUUUCUUAUAGUAUUGUAAAGGGUAUAUUUCUUUAGCAUACAUAGGAUAUUAGAAAGAAAGAAGGGGCAUUUCGAGUGGAAACAUUUUUUAACAUUAAAGCAUAUGGACUCGUGAUUUAACAAGUUGAUGUAUUUCUUUUUUUUAUCUAACCAUUUUAUUGUUUGUAUAAAGAGAAAAGGCAUUUCUCUCCAAUCGUCUUAUUCGAUAUGUUUUAUUGGUAUUUAAAAAUAUCAAGCAGAGAAUAUAAUUAUUUCUAGCAAGUUUUUUGAGGAGCAUAAGACAUUUAUGUGACGUCACGUUAAAUUACCUAGAUCUUGAUUUC
Molecule: messenger RNA, 7555 nt
Organism: Rhopilema esculentum
Lineage: Eukaryota; Metazoa; Cnidaria; Scyphozoa; Rhizostomeae; Rhizostomatidae
Product: dedicator of cytokinesis protein 9
Biological process (GO): small GTPase-mediated signal transduction; positive regulation of GTPase activity
Molecular function (GO): guanyl-nucleotide exchange factor activity
Source: RefSeq, a predicted model, not a curated record